UCCGCAAGGGGAAUGAAACGUUCGAAAUAUCAGGGAAGAGUUUACAUGUAACCAGAGAUGUGAAAACAGAGAUUCUGGACAAGUUGGCACAAGAAAUAUUUACUGUGAAAGCCUACCCUGACAAGCAUGAGUUUGAGUCUGUUGCUGCUGAACUUGUCAACAAACAUCCCUGCCUCAAAGAGCCUGGUGGUGGUACUGGAUAUGCUGGAUGGACAAUCAGCAUAAAGUACAAGAUGGGGAACUACAGAACAAAACUACGUCAAGCUGGAUGUAAUGAGGUUGGUGUCAACAGGAGAACAAGAAGGGAGGUGGUGGAUGAUCAUGGUGUCAACAGGCGAAGAAGAGAUGACGAUGGGGAUGAUGAUCCGGAGAGAAGGUUUUCCUUGAAAAAACCAAAGCGAGGUGAGGUCAACCAUGUCCCAGAUCAUCCUGAAAGCUACACUGAGGAUGACUUGGAAGACCUGAGGUCUUCCCUGGUUGAAGCCAUGAAGAAGAAAAACAAGGACAUGGAGUUCAUCAGCCAGAAGAUGGACAUCACAUUCUCCUUUAGGAGAAUGGAGAUUGUAGAGAUGGAACCCAUGGUCUCAGAAGUGCUGGAGAGGUGGCCCGGUCUAUUUCUUAAAGAACAGAUUUGUCAGGAGUUCACUCGUGUGACCACCAAGGACCUGAUGGGAACAUUUAAAACUGCCCUUGAGAUGUUCACCCCUCGUCUGCUGAAAUUGUAUCGUGCCAGGAAGGGCGCCUUUCGAGAGAUGGAAACCCUUUUGGAAAUGCUUGACAAACAGACAUCUGACAUCACAAGUCAUCGCAGACAGACAGCUGUGGAAGGUCUUCCCAUAUUUCUGCGGGACAAUACUGAGAAGCUUUUCUCUAGAUGCCUGGCAACUGAUGCAGAUGACGAGCAGACAAAAGGCAUCAAGAUCGGUGUCCUCACAGUGCUUGAUGAUGAUGACGCAGUCAUUAAUAUUGCCGUUGUGUUGGAGGAAACCAUUGUCCUCAACGACAUCCCAGACACCCCGACUGCGCUUGCGUUUCUUUUUGGCCUGCUUUAUGCCCUCAACAUGGAGUUCCCAAAAGACAGCAGGUAUACCUUUGAAACUAUCCAGCACAUUUUCAUGGAAAUGUCCACCAAUUGCUCACAGCGUGUCCGGAGCUUCAAGACCAAGCUGUUAAACCAGUGA
Molecule: messenger RNA, 1181 nt
Organism: Fundulus heteroclitus (mummichog)
Lineage: Eukaryota; Metazoa; Chordata; Actinopteri; Cyprinodontiformes; Fundulidae
Exons: 4
Coding region: 234-1181 (315 amino acids)
Source: RefSeq, a predicted model, not a curated record